AUGAAAUCAUCACUUGAUGAGUCUAGUUACGGACACAUAUCAGAGUACUCCUACUAUCCACCCUCAUCAUUAUCGGAAACAAGUUGCUACGAAGAAAUCUUGCUAGCGUCGGAGCAACCAAAGAGGCGUGCUGGGAGACGAAAAUUCAAGGAGACAAGACAUCCCGUAUAUAGAGGAGUACGAAGGAGGAACAACAACAAGUGGGUUUGUGAGGUGCGUGUUCCGAACAACAAGUCCACGAGGAUCUGGUUAGGAACGUACCCAACGCCUGAGAUGGCGGCUCGUGCACACGACGUUGCUGCGUUGGCGCUUCGUGGUAAAUCAGCUUGUCUCAACUUUGCUGACUCGGUUUGGCGGUUUCCAGUGCCGGUGUCUACCAAUGCUAAGGAGAUUAGGAAAAUGGCGGCGGAGGCUGCUUUAGCAUUUGCGGUUGAGGACAUUAAUGAAGAGCUGAUUAUAACUAGUGAUUCUGAUGUUUGCAACAGCGAUAUUAAUAAUUAUUGUAUUAUGGAAGAUGAUAAUAAAAGUUUGAAGGAACUGUGUGUGGAAGUUCCAGGUGAUUCCAUAUUUGAGGAGCAAGUGUUGCAUGAUUGGUUUCAGAGUAUGGCAGAUGAGCCUUUACGAAGUCCUACGAGUCCAUUUAUGAUAUAUGGUAGGGAUGAUUGGCGUAAUAUUGAUCAAGUUGAAGUUGAGGAAGUGUCUUUGUGGAACUUUACCAUCUAA
Molecule: messenger RNA, 723 nt
Organism: Lathyrus sativus (Indian pea)
Lineage: Eukaryota; Viridiplantae; Streptophyta; Magnoliopsida; Fabales; Fabaceae
Source: the annotation of a GenBank genome assembly